AUGAAUAGCCGCGGUAAAUAUUUGGUUAAUUUAAUUAAAAAAGACGAACAACGCCAGCGUAGUGAAACCACGCCCAACGAAAAAAAUGACGAUCGUCCGGAAUCCCCUGCAUACUACAAGGAUUAUACAGAGGAAGAAUGGAGGAUAUUGAAUGAUAUUUAUGAAGAUGUUUUUCCAACAUCACAAAUAGAAUCAGAUGAUGACGAGACUAAUGAUAUCCAGGCAAAUGACUCCAACAGCGUUAUACUUGCCAGCGAAGAAUGCACACCAGUGCCAUCACCCAACUCUAGACAAGACUUUACCUUGGGGUCAUCACCAACGAAUGACCCAGUUAAUACGCUAAAUAAAGACGACGAAGAAGGGAUACCAACACCAUUACCCUCUUCCGAACAAGAAAAUAACUUCGGGUCACCACCAACUGAUAACCCUGUUACUACUCUAAAUAAAGAAAAUGCGCCGAUUGCACUUUUUUCCGAACAAAACGACCUCAGUGCAACAACGCCACCAGUACCGGAAGACCAUAACAUACCAAGCAUAAAUUCACUAAUUUCGACAUCUGAUAAUGACAAUCCUUCUACUCCUAAUUCAUCCACUACGCGCAAACGCAAACCAACUUACAAAACCGAUCCUGGUCAUUAUCGACAAAGAAGAACUCAUGAAGACAAAGACGGGAAAUGCUACGCAAUCAUGGACUUUUCAAGUGACGAUUCAGUGGAUGACCCGGAUUACGAACCUAUAGUUCACUUUAGUCAAUAUCAUUUUGAUAGUCCUAGUUCAGAAGAUGAUAGUUCUGAUAAUAUCCCUUUAGCCCAGUUGAGGAUGCUUUAG
Ostrinia furnacalis (Asian corn borer) is the source of this 828-nucleotide messenger RNA. RefSeq names its product arf-GAP with SH3 domain, ANK repeat and PH domain-containing protein 2-like. The coding region runs from base 1 to 828 and encodes 275 amino acids. The record is from RefSeq and is a predicted model, not a curated record. Lineage: Eukaryota; Metazoa; Arthropoda; Insecta; Lepidoptera; Crambidae. The transcript is spliced from 3 exons.